Molecule: messenger RNA, 2459 nt
Organism: Mytilus californianus (California mussel)
Lineage: Eukaryota; Metazoa; Mollusca; Bivalvia; Mytilida; Mytilidae
Product: coiled-coil domain-containing protein 113-like
Exons: 8
Coding region: 29-1195 (388 amino acids)
Biological process (GO): cilium assembly
Cellular component (GO): ciliary basal body; axoneme
Source: RefSeq, a predicted model, not a curated record
UCAACCAUUAGCAACGAAAACAAGCAAGAUGGCGGAUUCGGAGAGUAUGAGUUUGGACACAAGUAACGAAGCUGGGGACGACCCCCUGGUUGAUCUAAACGAUGAACAGCUUGACAAACUGAUACAACAGAAAAUGAUUGAAAACCAAGUGUUACAAAAUGAGACACAAAUGUUUGAAAAGUAUCUGAAGAAGAGUGAGCCAAAGGAUUCAGGAGGAGCACUGGGUGGGAUAGGAGCAGGGUUAACAGUAUCGUCAUCUAAUCAAGAUCUAUCAAGAGGAAUGAACAGAAAGAGGUCUAAGUCACGUGGUGCUAAUUUGGACAAAUCUCUCCGAUUGACAACAGAGCAAAAAUGUGAUAUUGCCCAGAAAGAAUUAGAUGAUCUUAAAGAAGAUAUAGAAAAAUACAGAGACAACUGUGAAAGAGUUAUUGAUAAUUUUAGAGCUAUAAUGGAAGAAUGUGAAUUGACACUAAGUGAAACCAAGAAAGAAAGUUACGAAUUUGAAAGAGACAUUCUGAAAGGAGCAGUUAAUCAGAGAACAGGCAAAGUUAUUGCUGAAAAAGUUUCCAGACAUUUUGAAAACAAAAUCCUUUCCAGGGACACGUUAGUGGAAAAAUUAAGACUAAAGAAUUCACAGUUAAAAGUACAGAAAAUGAAACUAGAUCUUCAGUUCAAACAGAAAGAAGAAAUGGGAGAGGCAUUACAUGAAGUUGACUUCCAGCAAUUAAAGAUUGAAAACGAACAGUAUUUAGAAAAAAUUGAUGAGAAAAAUACAGAACUCAUGGAUCUUAAACUGAAAGCCAGUAAAUCAUUACAAGUAUUAAACUCAUAUAAAAAAAAACUUCAUACACUGACAAUGGAAUCAGAAAGAUUGAAAUCAGAAAUAUCAUCACGGAAUGAACUAUUGACAAAGAUAGAUGCUGAAACUACAGUGGUAGAAGAUGAACGAGCCAAAGCUGAGAAAAUAAAUCGUAAACUUCGACAACAAUUGACAGAUUUCCGAGUGCCUGAUGUGAUGGAUUAUGUCACAGAAAAAGCUGAUUUAUAUGAAAUCCAGAGAAAAGUUAAAAAUUGGGAAAGAAAAGUAGAAAUUGCUGAGAUGGCACUUAAAACACAUAAAAAGAUGUGGACCAAAAUGCAGAUUGGGAGUGAGAUGGCCAAUCAACAAUGGAGAAUGAUGGAACAGGUCAUGUGAUGACAAUGGAGAACCAAGUCAUGUGAUAACAAUGUAGAACCAAGUCAUGUGAUAACAAUGAAAACAGUUUAUUUACAAGUGUUGAUCGAUGAGACCUGUAAUUUUCAAUGGACAAAGAGAAAUGUAUGAAUGAAAAUAUAAACUGUUUGAAAUAAAAAAAACCUGAGUUAAAGAUAUGAUGAAUAGCUCAUAUUUUCCUGAGAUUGUAAUUACAGUUCUGAACCAUUUUUUGAUAAGUGCCUAUAAGGGUACCUGUUCUAUACAGGAAGCUACAGAAGUGCUUUUUCACUAUUUCGGUUUUCAAAAAUAUAUGCAUAAUGUCCUCUUUUCAAACAUACGACUACUAAAGUAAGAUUAAGUAAGGAAAAUGUGUCAAUGUGACUUCCUUCAACAAUUUCUGAAAAAAUAAUAUAAACUGGAUUUGAAAACGAGGAUAUCUGUUCAAAUGCUCAUGAGAUGCUAAAUUAAAUGCUAAUGACAUAAAAUUAAAAAAAGUAAAAAUAUCCCUAAAUAAAAAGUGUAACAUAUGUGGUAUAUCUUUAUAUGACAGAGAAUUUUGUGAUCAGGGGUCUUAAUGAAUCAUAUUACAUUUUCCCAUACAGAUAAAGAUUAGAUAAUGUUGGAGUUUUUUUACAGACACUCACCCACCAAUAUGAUUAGGGUAAUCUGUAGACAUUUUACCUUUGUUUUAAAUUUAUAAUGAAUCAUUAUUAUUGACUGUGAUAAAAAUAAUAUAUAGGUACAAGUAAAAAUAGGAUUUCGUAAGAACAAAUUUAUAAACUUUGUCCGUAACCGUGAAAAUGAAUCUUGAUAGUACUUUGUAAGUCCAUUGACAGCUACAAAAUUGAUAUAUUAACAGGAAAAUUUAACUGAAAAAAAAAUAUUUCUCUCUUCAGUGGAGCAAAAGAACACACGAUUGAGAACUUCAGCAGGUAGAAAUCUUUUUUCUUGAAUUUUGAGUUUUGAAAUAUUUAUUAUUUUGAACUUUAAAAACAGUUAUCUUCCUUAUUACUUAUAAAUAUUUAAUUCUGAGAGAAAUUGAUUAUGUAUUUAGAUAUUUCUCUACCAGUUGUAAGUAAUAAACAGUAAAAUUAUAUUGUCUUUUGAUCUUAUAAUGUUUUAUCAUUUAAUUUAUGUGAAAGUGUUUAGACAAAAAAACAUUCCUGUAUUCUGAUAUUUUAUGAUUGAAUAUUUUUAUGCCUGUUGUCUGUGAUAGCAUUCUGUACAUAUACAUUUGUUAUGUAAAUAAAAUAUGUAAUAUCUA